This is a messenger RNA of Boeremia exigua, 488 nucleotides long. RefSeq lists its product as uncharacterized. The record is from RefSeq and is a predicted model, not a curated record. The coding region runs from base 121 to 438 and encodes 105 amino acids. NCBI's taxonomy places the organism in Eukaryota, Fungi, Ascomycota, Dothideomycetes, Pleosporales, Didymellaceae. The transcript has a single exon.
GUUCAUCACACAAUAUCUGUUUAUCAGUCAAAGUCCACAGUCGCUUCACUCUCACCUCACACGACUUACUUAAUACCACAACCGCCAACCAAUCACAACCCUCCACACCACAACUUCAAGAUGCUCUUCUCCACCACCACCCUCAUCGCCGCCCUGGCCGCCACAGCAACCGCCCAGUACAGCGUCGCAACCGGCAUCUCACCCUCGCCCUCGUCCGUGGCAGAGGUCGCACCUUACCCCACAACCCUGGCCGUAGCACCUGCACCCAUCCCCUCCGGCACCGCAGCAGGCGCCUCCAGCUCCGUCUCCGGCUCGCCCUCAGGCACCGGCGCCCCCCGCCCCACCGGCAGCACAGCACCAUUUGAGGGCGCUGCCACACCGCUCAAGGGCUCCGUAUUGGGUCUCCUCGUCGCCGGCGGUGUUGCUCUUAUGUUGUAAGAGGUUCACGAGUUCGAGCCGGGCUUAAUUGCGAUGUCUAUGCCGACAUC